This is a messenger RNA of Penicillium bovifimosum, 2658 nucleotides long. Its product is annotated as CeGAL family transcription factor. Gene Ontology annotation, molecular function: DNA binding; zinc ion binding. The transcript has 4 exons. Lineage: Eukaryota; Fungi; Ascomycota; Eurotiomycetes; Eurotiales; Aspergillaceae. Gene Ontology annotation, biological process: DNA-templated transcription. The record is from RefSeq and is a predicted model, not a curated record. The coding region runs from base 1 to 2658 and encodes 885 amino acids.
AUGCUCAAUUCCAAUUCCAAGAAGAGUUAUCUGAUUAAAAUUAUCUACAGGAUACCCCAGCAUCUCAACUCCAACGAGGUGACCCUGAAGGUGGAACUAAGAAAAUGGCCAUCCCGCGACUCGCGGAGGGAGCUGAGUCUGCUUUCACGUCUCCUGGCCGGUUUCACCGCCGCCAUGUUCGCCGAGCAUGCGAGUCUUGCAGACAACGAAAGACCAAAUGCACCGGGGAUAAGUCUGGAUGCCGCAACUGUCGAGAGGCUGGAAUCAUCUGCUGUUAUACCGAUGGCAAACGGGAGAAGUCCAAGCGCAAGCUUGUCUGCAAAAGUGCAGGCAUACGAAGAUGUCAUCAGCAAGCUGAGCAAUCGCUUCGGCGUCUCUGAUGAGCAGCUCGUUAACAUUGCCUUGGCAGCGGAGUCUGCACCUGACGUGGCAUUGGAUCCAGAAACAUGCCUCGGAGCAGCUGGUGAGCGAAGAAUCUCAUGGCAUACUGGUUCUGAGCCACCGCCCUCCCGAGCAUCGUCUAUCACUCCUAUGGAAUUGGGCGACCAGACAGAGGAGGACUUCAACAGAGAUGAAACCGCCCGAGCAACAGGAUUCAUUGGAAAGAGCUCAGAGAUCACUUGGCUCCAAAGACUCAGCAAAGAGGUCAAUAGCGAAUGCGAAGCUUGGCCUGGAACGAUUCCCAGAACAGAUGACGACAACAGUCUGCCCUCCCCGACCCUGACCCCUCGACCGGAGAAUUCAAGCGAGCCAUGGGUGGUAGCUUCAAAUUACUAUCUUGACGACCUGGAUAUUCCAACUGCAGAUCAGAGUGAUAUGUAUGGCGUCCCGUCGCGGGAGACAGCAAGCAAAAUGCUCAACGCCUAUCUGACGUCGGUGCAUCCUUCCUUCCCAAUCAUUGGGGUCUCGACAUUUGUGCCCCAAUUCCAGGUCUUCUUCAGCCAGCCUUCCCUCAAGCCGGGCAAUAAGUGGCUUGCUAUUCUGAACCUCAUCUUUGCCAUUGCUGCAAAAUACGGACUUCUGACGAACUCGGACUGGAAGAAAGAGGAUGAUGAUCAUCAGAUGUACUUCUCGAGGGCACGGGCGCUGAGCUCAGAAGAUCAGAUUCUUCACCAUCCCGAUCUACAGCAAUUGCAAGUUGAAGGGCUUACUUCGUUCUAUCUGACUGCAUCGGGACACAUCAAUCGAGCCUGGAAGCUAUGCGGAAGUGCUAUUCGAGGGGCCCUUGCUCUUGGAUUGCAUCUGCGCAAUGUGGGCGCGAGCAUCUCAGACACCUCCAAGGAGAUCCGCUAUCGGGUGUGGUGGUCGCUAUAUACACUGGAGCAUCUACUUACCAUCAUGACUGGGCGACCAUCAUGUGUCACUGACAGCUCUUGCACUACGCCAAUGCCCAUUCCAUUUGAUGAAUGCGACUUCCAGAAAGAAGAGGUUGCUCGGCUGAUGGGCACAGCUGUACUCCGUACGUCCAGCCUUUUGGAACGAGUGCCCACCAACAGCAACCCAGAAGACCUAGAGUCUACAGCUGGUUCUGAGUCAAACGAUGUGCCUACUGAGAGCGAGCCAAAGAUGAGUCGAGCCGAGUAUCUCAAAAGCCUUCCGCCUUGCACUUCACUUUACUUCCUACAGCUGGCCUCUUUGACUAGCAUUUCCAAGCGGAUGACAGUGAAACUCUACAGCCCAGAAGCACUGCAGUCCCCAUGGGCAAGCACCGAAUUCACCAUCAAGAGCCUGAUGCUGGAAAUCGAUUCAUGGUUCAUGAACCUUCCCGCGGCAUACGAUUUUACCUCGACACAGACUUCCCAAUGCCCCAUAAGCCAGCGAAUGGGUCUCGCGUUCUUGUUCUACAGCAUCAAGAUCGGAAUCACCCGGUCAUGUCUUUGCCGCUUAGAUCAAUCACCUACCGAGGAUGACAAGACUUAUGAGUUCUGCACCAAGACUGCAGCAGAAUGUGUCGAGGCUGCUUGCCAUAUGCUUACACUAUUCCCGGACACCCCAGACGCAGUACUGCUCUACCGCAUGUCGCCAUGGUGGUGUACAUUACACUACCUGAUGCAGGCAGUUACUGUCCUCCUACUUGAGCUGGCAUUCCGGGCCCAACACGUCCCCGAAAAAGCCACAAUGGUGUCUAAAGCUGCCAAGAAAGCCCUGGACUGGCUGUCGGCGCUGUCGAAAACCAACAUGGCAUCUGAGAGAGCUUGGAAGUUAUGCGACGGGUUCCUCCGUCGUAUGGCACCACGCAUCGGAAUCAACGUGAACGAUUUCCCCAGAGCCGAAGAGUCAGACUCUCUAUUUGAUGUUCCUGGCACCGCAGACUCGACAGAAGAAGCGCCGGCGGAUGAUGUGGCAUUCGAUCCAUCUGCGAGUAUUCCUGCAGACGUCGCAGUCGACGCUAUUUCCGCAGAGCUGGACCCCAUCGCCUGUUCGCCAAUGGGCAACCCCGACCCUUCGUCUCUCGACAUGCAAGAACCCUAUGGUCUUGAGGCGCCGGAUCUACUCGGGCAGUUCAUUAAGCAGGAGAAGGAUCUCUCGGGCUGCAACUCGUAUGACGAGUGCUUCCCAUACGACCCUGCCACCGGUCAGAUUACUGGUUCUUUCUUCCCAUCUGGUCCGAAUAUGGAACUUGAUAUGGGUUAUUUCUGGGGUGAUCCGGUGUGUUGA